This is a messenger RNA of Corapipo altera (White-ruffed manakin), 686 nucleotides long. Its product is annotated as zinc finger protein 664-like. Gene Ontology annotation, molecular function: RNA polymerase II cis-regulatory region sequence-specific DNA binding; DNA-binding transcription factor activity, RNA polymerase II-specific. The transcript has 2 exons. The coding region runs from base 104 to 469 and encodes 121 amino acids. Gene Ontology annotation, cellular component: nucleus. NCBI's taxonomy places the organism in Eukaryota, Metazoa, Chordata, Aves, Passeriformes, Pipridae. Gene Ontology annotation, biological process: regulation of transcription by RNA polymerase II; central nervous system development. The record is from RefSeq and is a predicted model, not a curated record.
UUUGAGGGGGAGCUCUGAGCUGGUGGACCCUGAGCAGCCUCCCAGCAGGGAGAAGCUCUUCAGGUGCUUGGAAUGUGGGAAGAGCUUCAGGGAGAGCUCCACCAUGAUCCGACACCAGCACAUCCACACUGGGGAAUGGCCCUACACAUGUGGGGAAUGCGGGAAGGGCUGCAGUGACAGCUCCAGCCUCUGCAAACACCAGCGCGUCCACACUGGGGAACGACCCUACACGUGUGGGGAAUGUGGGAAGAGGUUUCAGACCAGCUCCAGUCUCAUCCAGCACCAGCGGACGCACACGGAUGAGAGGCCCUUCCGCUGCACCGACUGCGGGAAGGGCUUCAACCGGAACUCCCACCUCGUCAGGCACCGGCGCAUCCACACCGGGGAGAGGCCCUACAAGUGUGGGGAGUGUGGGAAGAGCUUCAGUGACAGCUCUGCCUUUACCAGACACCAAAGGACCCACCAGUAAGGGAAGCCCUACCAGUGCCCCGACUGCAGGAAGAGCUUCGGCCGCUGCUUCCACCCCAAAUGAACCCCCUGAUGGUGAGGCGACCCCUGGAGUCCAGUGACUGUCAGUCCAUCCCUUUCCACCACAAAGGGCCAGUCCCCUUUCCCAGGGGCAGCUUCUUCCAACAGAACCCUUCUUGGGGGUUGUGUCGAGAUUCCUGCCUUGGCUGGGGACCCCC